UCGCUUUGCAGUGAAGAUUCAGAGAGCCAAACAAUCAAGCGACAAGGCGUUCAAACCAAAACUUACCAACUCGUCGUUCAAAGAGCUACCAACAUGGUCAAGUCAAACAUAAAAUGCGAUGAUUCCGUCCAGCCUACAUUUUUCAAAAUGACCAAAGGGAAAAAGGAAYACAGGUACAUCAUCUUCAAAAUUGAGAACAACCAAGUUGUCGUCGAUAAAACUGGAGAUCGUGACAAAACUUUCCAAGACAUGAUAAAUGAUCUUCCCGCCGAGGAUGCUGCUCGAUAUGUCGUCUUCGACCUAACUUAUCACACAAAAAGUGAGAAUCAGCUUCGAGAGAAGAUCGUCUUUCUGAGUUAUUGUCCAAGCGGUACUGAAACAAGAGAGAAAAUGCUCCAUGGAAGCACAGCUCUAGAGCUGAAGGAAAAGCUUGGAAGUUCGUUCAUCCACUUGUCGAAGCAAUGUGAUGAUCUUGGUGAMAUGAACGAGGAAGAAAUCAAGGAAGAAAUGGCCAACAAAGGGUAGACUUUGUAUAAAUGUGUGCAUGCAUGUGAGCUUGUAAUGUAAUGAACAUUUUCUUGCCUUAGAGUUUUACAGUAUAGACUAGAUCAUUUGCAAAGUGAUAAUUACCACAAAAACUUAAAGUAGUUUGCACUGAUAUGGCCUAUAUUAUCCAUGAAAAUAUUGUGAUCCACUGCCUAUUGCUUUUGUGUUAGACAUUGAAGUACUUUAUGACAAUGUGUAUUAAGUUAAGCAUUUAUUUUUUUUUCCUUCUGAUCUUUAUUGUUGUAUUCAUCGAGUCUCGGAUUUUAUAUAUAUUUGUGAUAAUUAAAUAAAGGUAAUGUUGUGUAUUAAAA
Exaiptasia diaphana is the source of this 857-nucleotide messenger RNA. Its product is annotated as actin-depolymerizing factor 1, isoforms a/b. The coding region runs from base 94 to 525 and encodes 143 amino acids. Gene Ontology annotation, cellular component: cytoplasm; actin cortical patch; actin cytoskeleton. Lineage: Eukaryota; Metazoa; Cnidaria; Anthozoa; Actiniaria; Aiptasiidae. Gene Ontology annotation, molecular function: actin filament binding. The record is from RefSeq and is a predicted model, not a curated record. Gene Ontology annotation, biological process: actin filament fragmentation; actin filament severing; cell motility. The transcript has a single exon.